AUGGUCGUUAAAUCCUUUCAUAAAUCUUUUUCGCUCAUUGACCCUGUAUGUAGAAAAAAAACAUAUGGUACAAAGGGUACGAAAGUGGUAUCGUUGACCUCGCCAGCCUCAAUAUUGAUCUAUCUACCGACGGUUCAUGCAUACAGCGACGAACCUAAUAAAGUGAAUACUUUUUUCGAUUAUUGUAUUAUGAUAUUGAUACCCAUUUUGCUUGUGGAUAUCAGUCAACAAAAAGAAUACAAUGGGAAUAUUGCUGUAGUCGAGCAGGUUCUUACUGGUUUCUUCGCUUUGACGCUACUAAUAUACAUGUCCGUAAAAGCACAAAAUCCUUUAAUAGAUGGCGUACCAGUAAUCACAACAAUAGUUGCGGCCGUUGUUUGGUUAUUUGCAAUCGUUUACAUAAUACGACGUAAACGAAAACAUUACAAAAGAUACUACAAGAUGUUGCCUCAUACAUUUCCAGGUAGCUUCGAAGUUAGUGCCUUCAAAGUCACACUUGUAUCGUUUAUUCUGGUUUACAUUCUAGGCGUAGUCACCUGCUUUUUCAUCAUAGCACGUUUCUGGUGGCUUCAUUUUGAUGGAUUUAUUAAUGAUCGGAAAAUACCAGUCCUAAUGUCCUUGGCAUAUGUCGUUCCGGUUUACAUGCACUAUAUUAGCAAAGACUCGUUUAUUUCUAUAUGGGCUGUAGCUUUAAGCCAGCUACCCAUACUUUACGCAGCUGAGGAUUUGAUUUUACGAUGCUACUAUGCUUGUCUUAUUUCCUAUGUAUUAAGAUGGCUCACUUGGAAUAAUCGACUUAGUACAACGGAUUAUGGACCCGAUGGAUGUCUUCUUAGGAGCAUUUUAUAA
This is a messenger RNA of Funneliformis geosporum, 849 nucleotides long. The record is from the annotation of a GenBank genome assembly. Lineage: Eukaryota; Fungi; Glomeromycota; Glomeromycetes; Glomerales; Glomeraceae.